This is a messenger RNA of Boeremia exigua, 3366 nucleotides long. RefSeq lists its product as uncharacterized. Lineage: Eukaryota; Fungi; Ascomycota; Dothideomycetes; Pleosporales; Didymellaceae. The coding region runs from base 146 to 3124 and encodes 992 amino acids. The record is from RefSeq and is a predicted model, not a curated record. The transcript has 6 exons.
UCCGGUCUUCCAACUUGUGUUUGCCUUCAGGCGAUACUUCUCAUCUCUCACAGUUUGUUCUGGCGCCAAAUCACCCCACGAUUUGUGCUGCAACGUCUUUGUUUGCCCUCUGCACAGUCACUCGUUUAUGUACGGAAGGUGAAGGAUGUGGAGGUACGCCCUGUUGGGGGCCGGGUCGCUCGCGGCCGCCUCUAACAGCCACCCAAACAACGCAAAAAAUGGCAACUUUUCAGUUUCAGCAGAGUCUGGCAGCCGUUCAUUAGCAGGCGAGAUUUAUUCCGCAGCAGACGCAGCGCCGUUCCCAACCCCCGCGUUGGUUCAAGGCAGCAGCUCGGUGUCUAAUGGCCCUACAAGUGGUGUUCCAAAUUACUCUGCAUCUGAUCUGGUGCCAUCCUACGACGUUACUACCGUCAAAGUGGUACAGAUAGAGACCCAUUCAACCUCCCUCUACGCAUCCAUACCAUCCUCAUCGGACACUUCAUCUAGCUUUGAACCUGUAGCAUCAUCGAUAUCUGUGAAGGCCGAUUCUUCUACCUGGAGCUCACGUCAUUCUACGAGAAUCAGCGCACACGCACCCUCACAAGCACUGUAUCCCUACCAGAACGCCACGCGGACUUCGAGCGGACGGACUUCGACAAUCACCCCAAUAUUCAGAGGACAGUGCACUGGUUGUGCUCUUGCCGCACUGAAUCCAGUGACGACUUCCUAUGAAUCAAAUAUCUUUGGUAACUGGACAAGCUUGGUAGUGACUGAAACUAUUCUCACGGAGUUCGUCACGUACGUCGACAACUCAACGGUCGAUACCGUCGUCACCGAAAUCAAGACCGUGAACCAGACGAAGACUGCCAAUGGCUACAUUACUGACACAGCUGCCGAGUUUAACAUCUAUCUGCCGUCUCCCGGACUAGACCUUACUUUGGAUGUGGGACCGACGUAUGUGAUCUAUACGAGCCUAUAUGGUGGACCCGAUGUGCAAGCCCCAACAACAGCACGGAACAAUGCAACGGAUAGCAAAUUGGAGCCGACACAUAGCACUUGUCGGCCCCAUGUUAAAAGUCUGAGCGCUUGGUUACCGACUCGCACUCAGGACUGGGACUUUUUCAUUCAGACCUUCGCCAAUGGAUCGACGCCGGAGCCAACAACUGUGAACAGUGCUGUGACAUUACCUACCAAACUCCAAGACUUUCUAGCCCAAGACCCAGAUCUUCAGUUGCAUUUUCAGGGUGCAGAUAUUGCUACCUGUACCUUGGCAUUAAUCCCGGAAGAGUUGAUUGGAGAUCCGAGCAGAACAUUUCUGCCUCCAGCUCCAUCAGCACCUGCUCUAUCAGAACCCGUACCGACGUCAGCCCAGGCAACAAGUACUCAGGCAGCAGCAACGUCGUUUUCACCCCCUGCCUUCUCAAGCGUUGUAGGUACCAAUACGUUUCUUCAGACAACUUUCGAAUCGACCUCUAAGCACAUCACCAAGCUAGGUUGUCUGAGGUGCGACACGAAUGCAGGCGACCGACCAGAGAAGACUCCAAAGCCGGACCUCAACACGGACAAGAUCAAUAACGAUCCCGCCUCUAUCAAGUCGCCCGAACCCAAGAAUGAUAAUCCAGCAAAGUCGAACGAUAAACCAGGGCCUGACGGAAGCCCGAAAACUGACAGCAAACCUCAAGAUCGGCCACAGAACACGCCGCAGAACCCUUCAAAGCCAGAUGUGAAGACGACACCGAGUAUACCAGAGUUUAUCAGCUCGGUAAUUUCGGACAACCCUAAUCUUACAAAAGAUUCCCCAGGCCAGCCUACCGAUACAGGACAUACAAUUACUAUUGGAGGCAGUGUAGUUACUGUGAAGCCUCAACCGACAAAGCCGAGCCAAGGUGGACCUGACCAAGAAGCCAAUGCACCUACGAUGGUCAUUAUCGGUACUCAAACGUUGACAGUUGGUCAGACCACAACAAUCAAUGGUGUUACUAUCGUUGUGCCUACUGCAGGAGGAGGCUCGACCAUCAUAGUUGGUGACAAGUCCAUUGGCAUCAAUCCUCACGUAACUCAAGCUCCGAUGCCAGUCCUCACUGUCGGGUACAGCACGAUCACUGCAAAUCCUGAAGGGCAGUUCGUUAUAGGCACACAGACACUGCAUCGAGGUGGCCCUCUUGUGGUACUAGACGACAACACCCUCACUUUGGGACCAAACGGGAAGAUCGCAAUAUGGAACAGUGCCACGCAAACCCUCCUGACCAUGAAUGGCCAACCUGCAGCAACAUUCGGCGGGCAGGGGAUCACUGCAAAAGUACUCGGUGGGCCAGGGAGCGCAGUCACUGUCGACGGCACGAUUUUCAGUCUUCCAUCUGGAUUCCAUGGCUCUAGCAUCGUCAUCAAUGGCCAGACGCAGCGCCUCGGCCCUGUCACAGCAACAGUAGCGAGUGGGAUAACCGAAUAUGUUCUCGCGCCGGGCCAGACACUCACACCAGGCGGUGAACUCACCUUUAGCGGCACAACAUACAGCCUGCCUGUCGAAGGGCAGGGCUCAACCAUUGUCAUCAAUGGCGCAACAUCGCGCCUCAACCCCUCGCACCUACCCGUUCUGCCCCUGAAUAAUGAAGAGGUAACCGCGACCGUUGCCCACGGCACCACGGCUUUCGUCUUCGGCCCUGAUCAGACACUCACGCCCGGUGGUGUGAUUACCGUUUCAGGCACUACGUACUCUCUUCCCGCCUCCGCUUCAGGCACAGUCGUAAUAAUCAACGGGGUGACAUCCACACUCGCACUUGGAUCAGGCAUGGGCCCUAGCGUCUCUGCAGCUCCAAUCGUUGUAGACGGGCAGACUAUCACUGCAACUACACGCGACGGGACUGUCGAAUACGUGCUAAACUCUGCCACAACGCUAUUUGCAGGCGGUCAGGUGGUCAUAGACGGCACUACGUAUUCUCUCGCACCAGGAGGGACGGGGAUAGUUGUGAAUGGCAAGACGAGCGUGCUUUCAAGUGCGCCUGCGAGUAAUACCGCAAGCACGACAAGCAGCGAAACGACGAGCGAUUUUAUUGCGACUGGGAACUUGGCCUAUAGCGGGGGAGCAGAUAAGUGGGUGGAGAGUUUGGUGAUAGGUGCAGCUGGAUGGCUGUUGUGGUUGGCAUAACGGAGGAAAUUAGCGAUUUAGAUUUUGCAUUCAGCGCGGCGUUCGGAAAUUCUUGGGUCGGCUGUUGCUCAAAGGACAUGUUUGCAAAAUGGGCCGUUACACGAGGGUCAAUGGUUAUUGGCAGGGGGUUUAGAUAGACACAUGGGUUUUAAUCGGAGACAUUACUUCUGAGCAAUAGGCUUGAUAAUUGCUUACUGUUAGGUAGCGAUGGAUUGACAGGUACUUAGUAUACAAUAUGUAAA